Molecule: messenger RNA, 540 nt
Organism: Prunus armeniaca (apricot)
Lineage: Eukaryota; Viridiplantae; Streptophyta; Magnoliopsida; Rosales; Rosaceae
Source: the annotation of a GenBank genome assembly
AUGGACCUUCGUUACUCUAAAAACUUGACCACAACCCCAGAUUUCUCUGGCAUUCAAAAUCUUGAGGAGUUGGAUUUUGGAAGUUGUAAGAAUUUGGUUGAGAUUCACCCAUCAAUUGCAGAUCUCAAAUGUCUUAAAAGCUUGGAUCUUGGUUUUUGCUCAAAAUUGAGAAAGAUUCCAGAAUUUUCAGGGAAAAUGAAAAAUUUGUCAUCACUUAUUUUACAGGCGACGUCCAUUGAGAAAUUACCUUCAUCAAUAGGAUGUCUGGUUGGCCUUACUAUUCUGUUUCUAAUGGAUUGCAAAAAUCUCUUGGGUCUUCCGAGUGAAAUUUGUAAUAUGAAGUCACUUAGUGUACUCCAUGUGAAUGGAUGCUCAAAAAUUGACAAACUCCCAAAGAAGUUUGAGAAGAUGGAAUGUUUACAGUUGCUUCAAUUGGAUGGAACUUCCAUAAGACAGCUGUCGCGCUCCAUUGUUGGUUUGAAAAAACUGUGUUGGGUUUGCUAUGGGGGGAAAGUGUUUCAUCGCCUAAUCAAGGAUUAA